CCGGCCUGCGCUCCGUGGUCUCCGGGUCACCGGCCCGCGUUCCUCGCAGCCUGAGGUCAGCCGGGGGGAGCGCGCGCCGCCGGUGCGUGCCAGGCCGGGCGGCGGUGCAGGGCCCUCCCCCGAGAGCUGCGCGGCGAAGGUGGAAAUGCGGAAGUUUCCCGGCGCGCCUGACAGAUGAGGCUGGCGGCGGGCGCCGCAGCUAGUGUGCGGAGCCGGGGCCCCGUCUCCCCGCAGCGCGCGAGCCUCGAGGCGGUCGAGCCAUGGCCACGCUGCCCAGCGCCGAGCGCCGCGCCUUCGCGCUCAAGAUCAACAGGUAUUCAUCAGCAGAAAUAAGAAAGCAGUUUACACUCCCACCCAACCUUGGGCAGUACCAUCGGCAGAGCAUCAGUACAUCUGGCUUCCCCUCCCUUCAGCUACCUCAGCUUUAUGACCCCGUGGAGCCGGUGGACUUCGAAGGACUUCUGAUGACACACUUAAGCAGCUUGGAUCUGGAGCUGGUCCAGGAGCUGGGAGACCUCAAGGAUGACGACUUGGAUGUGGCGUUCACACCCAAGGAAUGUAGGACUUUGCAGCCCUCUCUGCCAGAGGAAGGAGUCGAACUAGACCCUCAUGUCAGGGACUGUGUUCAGACCUAUAUUCGAGAGUGGCUGAUUGUGAACCGCAAAAACCAAGGAGCUCCAGAGUUUUGCAGUUUUAAAAAGACUGGAUCUCGGAAAGAUUUUCACAAGACUCUUCAGAAACAGACGUUCGAGUCAGAAACCUUGGAGUGCGGUGAACCCGCCACUCAGACAGGCCCUCGUCGCUUAAACGUGCUGUGUGAUGUGUCUGGGAAGGGUCCACUUACUGCCUGUGACUUUGACCUCCGAAGCCUGCAGCCUGAUCAGCGGCUGGAAAACCUGCUGCAGCUUGUGAGUACAGAGGACUUCGAGAAGGAGAAGGAGGAGGCCCGCAGGACCAAUCGGCAAGCCGAGCUCUUUGCCCUGUAUCCAUCUGUGGACGAGGAGGAUGCUGUGGAAAUACGUCCGGUACCAGAAUGUCCUAAGGAACAUCUGGGCAACAGAAUAUUGGUCAAGGUACUGACUCUGAAAUUUGAGAUCGAAAUUGAGCCUCUGUUUGCCAGCAUUGCCCUCUAUGAUGUUAAAGAAAGGAAAAAGAUCUCAGAAAAUUUUCACUGUGACCUGAACUCUGACCAGUUCAAAGGAUUUCUGCGAGCUCACACACCCUCAGUUGACCCAUCGAGUCAGGCAAGAUCUGCGGUGUUCUCGGUCACCUACCCAUCCUCAGACAUCUAUCUGGUAGUCAAGAUUGAAAAAGUCCUCCAGCAGGGAGAAAUUACAGACUGUGCAGAACCAUACAUGGUCAUCAAGGAAAGUGAUGGUGGAAAGAGUAAAGAAAAGGUUGAGAAACUAAAACUUCAAGCUGAAUCCUUCUGCCAACGUUUGGGGAAAUACCGGAUGCCCUUUGCCUGGGCCCCCAUUAGCUUAGCAAGCUUCUUCAAUGUCUCCACCCUUGAGAGGGAGGGAGUUGAUAUGGAGCCUAUGCUUGGGAGAAACUCUGUGAGUGAGCGGAGGACUUUGUCCCAAUCUAGGCGGCUUUCUGAGCGAACCCUCUCCUUAGAGGAAAAUGGAGUUGGAUCCAGCUUCAAGCCCACCACCCUGGCCACUAACGUCUUCUUCAAGCAGGAGGGAGAUCGCCUUAGUGAUGAAGACUUAUUCAAGUUUUUAGCCGACUACAAGAGGUCAUCAUCCUUACAGAGAAGGGUCAAAUCCAUCCCAGGUUCCCUCAGACUGGAGAUCUCCCCAGCUCCCGAGGUGAUCAACUGCUGCCUGACGCCUGAGAUGCUGCCUGUGAGACCCUUCCCUGAAAACCGGACACGCCCACACAAGGAGAUUUUGGAAUUUCCAAUUCGGGAAGUGUAUGUCCCUCACACCGUGUACAGAAAUCUUCUGUAUGUCUACCCACAGAGACUGAACUUUGCUAACAAACUAGCAUCUGCCCGGAACAUUACAAUAAAAAUCCAGUUUAUGUGUGGAGAAGAUCCUAGCAACGCUAUGCCGGUCAUCUUUGGGAAGUCCAAUGGGCCUGAGUUU
Molecule: messenger RNA, 2090 nt
Organism: Nannospalax galili (Upper Galilee mountains blind mole rat)
Lineage: Eukaryota; Metazoa; Chordata; Mammalia; Rodentia; Spalacidae
Product: dedicator of cytokinesis protein 8-like
Exons: 16
Biological process (GO): positive regulation of GTPase activity; positive regulation of establishment of T cell polarity; small GTPase-mediated signal transduction
Cellular component (GO): cell leading edge
Molecular function (GO): guanyl-nucleotide exchange factor activity
Source: RefSeq, a predicted model, not a curated record